UCUGGGGCCUGUCCUGGCAGGCCACUGGGAGGGUAUAUAAGCUCCCCCUGCAAGUGGGGACCACUGAGAACACACAGUGGAAACAACUCUGCCUGGCACUCCAGCGAACAUCCAGCAGGCAUUUCUAAAUCCCCUCAGGGACGCCAUGCUUCCAGCAUAAUGUCUGCUAAAGUUGCAAUCCAGAAGUUUUCCUUCCCCUUCUCCUGCGCCGCACGCCUUUCUCAGCCGGAUGAGGUGACCCAGAAAGGAUGCGUGCAGGCGAAGGCCCUGGCGCUCCACGACCUUCAGGAGAACCCGAUAAUAAGGGAACCGAGCCUUGUUGCGGUGGUCGGAGCUCUGGUUCAUGAUGAAAACCAAAAGAGUCCUCCAAUGGCUGCGGCCAAGGUCCUGGACUGUGCAGAGGCUUCCCCGAGUGAAGUCGUCUGCAGGCGGAGUGCGUUCGAGAAGCUGACAGUGGAAAAUGAAGAUCAGCGUCCUGCGGCAAAGAGACAGCUGUCGUCCGAGAGCGCGGCCAGGACGAUCACCGUGGUGAAGAAGAGCGCGGUGAGGAAGGAGGCCGAGGAACAGAGGCACUUGAAACUGAAGCCGCAGCGGAUGACGCCGUGCCCCGCGGUGACAGGGAAGAGGAGAUGUCGAAAAGACCUCUUCACCAACUCCGAGGUGUUCCACAGGGUCGACUCACACGCCAUCAGAGCGGGAGCAGAGCUGAAGGAGAAGUGUGUUUAUGAUGUAAAAACUAUAGCACAAAGCGUAACUCAAGGAGCGAGAAACGAGCUGGAGAGGGUCCGUGCAAUCUGGGUCUGGCUGUGUCACAACAUCGAGUACGAUGUGAGCGGGUACCUCGGCCACUCGGAGAAGGUGAGCUCCCCAGAGGAGGUGAUAGCGACCGGGCGGGGUGUGUGCUGCGGCUACUCCAACCUCUGUACAGAGAUGUGCAGAGAGGUGGGCAUCGAUUGCCAAGAAGUUCCGGGCCACAGUAAGGGCAUCGGGUACCGCCAGGGCAAGAGCCUCAAGAAUGUGAAAUCUGAUCACCUGUGGAACGCUGUGCUUCUGGGAGGACAGUGGUUCCUAUUGGACGCCUGUUGGGGAGCAGGACGAGUGGAUAUGGAACAUGAAAGCUUUGUCAAAAGGUUCGAUGAUUUCUAUUUUCUAACGGACCCCGAGGAGUUCAUAGAUUCCCACUUUCCCGACGAGGAGAAAUGGCAGCUCGUGGACGCGCCCAUUACCCAGGAGGAAUUUGAGAGGAGGGUCUUCAAGACCUCAACCUUCUUCACGAUGGGGCUCAAGCUGGUUCAGCCUCAUCACGCUCACAUUGUCACAGACGACGGCGAGGCGAACGUGUGCCUCGGCUUCUCCAGAUCUGCGACAUUCACCUACGAGAUCACACAGCACCGGGACCUUCUCCACUGCGGCGCUUCAGAGCAGAAAGAGUCCAACAACUCCUCCUACGGCCUCCUCACCGUCUCCCACCGGAGCAUGAAGCUGCAGCUGCUGCCGCCGGCGAGCGGUGUGUACGACGUGAAGGUGUUCGCCAGACCGGAAACGGCCACCGCGCCUCUGUUUUGGGUCUGCUCCUUCACCGUCGAGUGUCCGACCCCAAGGGCCAUGGAGGAGAUCCCGGAGAACCCCUUCUUGUCGUGGGGACUGCAGACCGCCGCGGGAUCUCUGGGCGUCGCGGGAAGCAGCCAGGGCAGCGAGGUGGCGGAGGUGGAGGAGGGCGUCUUCGAGUUGGCGUUGAAGACGUCCAGGCCUCUGAUGGUGCUGUGUGAACUGGUGCACCCAGAACUGGAAGGUACUGUGGCCAAGCGCUGCCUGGCGACUCAGAUUCAACCGAACGUCCUGACUUGCCACGUCUUGUGCCCGAUGCGCGGCUUCUACCGGCUGACAGUGUUUGUGCGGGACUACGAGAAGACAGAUUUGAAGUUCCAGAAUGCCGCCAACUUCCUGUUGCACUGCAAAGGGAAGGUGGCCGGCUUGGACGAGCUCUUCCCCCCCAACCUGGGUUCAGUGUGCGGUCCUGGAACCCGCACGACAGAGGCAGGGCUGUUGAAAUUUAGCCACACGACCGCACUGUUGAGCACACAGCAAGGGAAGUGUAACAUCACCUUCCACAACCAGCGGGACCUCGAGCUUCACACCGUGCUCAGCAGAGAAGAGGAAAAAACAGCCGCCAUCCCGCUUUCCCGGCACCUCUUCUGCACAUACACAGACACAAAAGUGACGGUGAGCGUCAGCCUGCCUGAUGCCGGUGUGUAUCGGCUGGGCCUGUAUGCCAGGAUCGCCCCCGGCGGAGACUUCAACCCCAUGUGUGACUUUGUUCUGAGGAACAGCUGCGAUCAGCCGUGCCCUCCUUUCCCCUGCGUCUUCUCCGCCUGGAGGAAAGGCUGCGUGCUCUUUGAGCCCCGUGUGGGCCUGCUGGAGCCCCUCUCGUGGGUCCGCUUCAGGGUGAGGGUCCCCGGGGUCCAGAGGGUGAGCGUAGUCGGGGAGACGAGAACUGAUCUGAAACUGAACAAGAGCAGAGUCUGGGAGGGCGAGGUUUUCAGCGGAAACGGUCUCCAACAACUGAAGCUAGCGGCCGCCUUGGGGGAGUCCAGUGACAUGGCUGUUUUGAUGACCUUUGACAUCAAGCAGGCGGUCGGAGAAGAGUGAAACCAAAAGGAUCGCAGCGACCAGUGAACAGCUUCCUGUUGAUGUUUUUGAUAUGGACUCUUUCAAACCAUGACUGUCUUUGAAUAUAUUUACAAAAAUUCAAACUCCAAGUCAUAACCAUUCAGGUUUACCAGCUUCAGCAACACAAGAUCAACUUUAUUAGACCGACAUUGUUCAGAUAGUGGUCUUCAUCAGGGACCCAGAUGGAGGCCAUGAGCCCAAACGUGUCGGCCUAAUAAAGUUGAUUUUCAUACUACAAUUGUUGCGGGAGCUUUUCAACCUCUAUGAAACAGAUGGAGCCAUCUUACUGCCAGUCAUGUAUG
This is a messenger RNA of Labrus mixtus (cuckoo wrasse), 2972 nucleotides long. It is a transcript of the gene ky, whose product is annotated as kyphoscoliosis peptidase. Lineage: Eukaryota; Metazoa; Chordata; Actinopteri; Labriformes; Labridae. The coding region runs from base 160 to 2649 and encodes 829 amino acids. The record is from RefSeq and is a predicted model, not a curated record. The transcript is spliced from 7 exons.